ACGGUAACACUAAAACUAAUUUUGCGAAAAAAUUGGGGAAAACGACAUUUGAUAUGGAGAAUAUGUUUGUCAAUUAAGCCGCCUUGGCCCGCAAAAGCUUCCGAAAUGAGUCUCAAUCUGGGGGGCUGGAUCCACAGCUUCACCGUGACGGACACGCAGGAGCACAAGGGGGGCUAUACGAUCUACAAAAUCACCUCGAUAGUCUUCCCGAGGUCGGUGCCCCAGGCUUUGACUUGCCUGGUCGUAUGGAAGCGGUUCCAUGACGUGAAGAGGCUACAUCGCGAGCUGAGUCGUCGGCACAAGAGUCUCCAGCUGCCCGGCAAGUUGCCCGUGCCGACCGACAGCUCCUACUUCAAACGGUUCGAUGCGGCGGUGAUCCAACGGCGCAAGGAGUACAUCCUGCAGCUUCUGGACUUUGCUGCCCAACAUCCGGCGCUUUACAAGUGCUCAACCUUCACUCAGUUCUUCCAGGAGACGCCCUCUCCAAAUGGAUCGCCUCUAAAGAAGCUUUACGUGGAGCGUUCUUUGCGGUUGAACACAACGGAGACUGGUUGCAGUGGUGGUGAUUUGGGAGGAGCAAAAGGAGCGGUGGCGGGACCAGGUGCCAUCGCCGACAUUUGCGAUAAACUCGAUCUACCCUAUGAUCCACACGAUGCUGGGGGCAUUACACCUCUAGAUCCGCGCUGCGAUAAGGAGCCAUCGAACAACUAUGAGUACCAGGCCAAGGAAACCGAAGCCGAAGAAGAAACGCAACCGGAAUCUAAGCCGGAUGAGGCCUCUGCCAAACGAGAUUAUUUGCGCCUUCUCACACCAAUGGCAUCCAUUGAAAGCGAUGAUAGCGACUACAUCUAUGAGGCUGCCCUGGAAUUCAGUCACGCCGUCCAGGCGGAGGUCAAUCUGGAGUACGCCGAAGCCCACGAGCGUUACAAGCAUGGCGUGGAUUUGCUACUCAAUGGAGCCAAGCAGGAUGCCAACGAAGAGCGCAAGUUUAUAGCCAAGGCCAAGAUAGCCAAGUAUUUGGCCCGGGCGGAGGAGAUACAUGCCAACUUCUUGGCCAAUGAUUGCCCCACGAAGAAGCUGCAGUUCCAGCUCUCGCUGGACAUGACAGACGGCGGAAAUGUGGCCCAGUUGGAGUGCCCCUGGAAUCAGUUGGCCCGCUACAAGGUGCUGCAAGUGCUCCAGGAGCGGGUGAUGCAGGUGCAGUGCGUUACGAAGUCCCAACAGCCGGCGGCGAUUAUGAAGGGCAUUGAAAAGCCAGCGAGCCACUCGCUCACCCAGAGCAUCUUUCUGCCCCAACAGGUGCCAUACAUGGUCCAGCUGUUGGCCUACUUUCAGUCGGAGCAGAAGAUCUUUCUGCUACUGCGACAAGCGGAGGGCGGCAGGCUGUACGAUUACUUGCAGAGCUACACGCCCACGGGCAGCAAGAGUGUCAAUUACGGGGAGCUGUUUCCCUCGGACGAGGAGCAGGAGCAGAAGCAGAAGGAAGUGGAGGAGCAGCCUCUCACCGCGGACAGCGAGGUCAGCGAUCUAGUACGCAGCUCGCAGCAGUUACUCAAGUCUGUUACAAAUACGCUGAGCAAUCUGCAGGCGGGAGUUGCUACGCCAAAAAAACAGAAGGCGGAUGCAAACCGUAUCCGCAGUAAACCCAUUCCGGAGCAGUGUCUGCGUCAGUGGGCCUGUGAACUGGCCAUCGCUAUACAUAGUCUGCACGGAAAGGGAGUGAUCCUGCGCGACUUGCACAUGGCCAACGUUCUGCUGGGAGCCAAAGGACAGCUGUUGCUCACAUAUUUCUAUCAGAACGAAGGUCUAAGCUCGGACGACAACUACGUGCACAAGGCACUCAGCUUCGAGGCGUUGGCCAAUCACUUUGUGGCCCCAGAGAGGCCGCUCACCUUUCGCUCUGACUGGUGGAGCUAUGGCGUCAUUCUCUAUCAGCUGCUUUUAGGAGUGCCUUAUAAGUCCACACAUCCGGGACAACUGGAACUUUAUGGUUGUGUCCAGUACCCUAGUGAGUCUUUGGAAAUAUCCGAUCAUGCCAAGGACCUGUUGGAGCAGCUUCUCCAACUGACGCCCGAACUUCGAUUGGAUUACGAUCAAUUACAGGCGCAUGCUUUUUUCAAGGGAAUCGAUUGGCAGGCGGUUUUGGAACAGGGAACUGUAAUCUCGUGAAAAUUAGCACUAUUUGCUUUGAUUUAAAGUUAUAUUUUGCCAGUGAAUCUCUUCGGUCUAUAAAGCAUUUUAUUUUUCCCUUGCACUUCGUACCUGAAAGAGGUAAUCUUUCGUGAUUCAUUUAUUGAUGUUUCCUGUUUGGCAUUAUGUCGAAUCCUGUUUCGUUUUGAAUCUUCAGUUGUUUUAAAAUAUUUCAUUAUAGUCGAGGGGUUGCCCAUUGUUUUUGUUUUUAGCUCUUUGUAUUGUUUUUUUGAUUACAUAAUUUAUAAUUAACAUGAUCAGUUAUUGGUACAAAAUACAAUUUAUUUAUAUGUCUAUUAUAUACAUUUGCGAAAUGUCCUAAAGUAUUGCUUACAAUUAUUAAUUAAGCUAGUUUACAACAGAAUUUUCAAACCGAUAUACAAAAUAGUAUUAGUAAGUAAUAACUUUGUAAAGCCAAAUGAGCUAAUAUACAAUAUAAAAAUCAUUUUAUUGUCUAACUACACAACA
Drosophila ficusphila is the source of this 2658-nucleotide messenger RNA. RefSeq names its product ribosomal protein S6 kinase delta-1. NCBI's taxonomy places the organism in Eukaryota, Metazoa, Arthropoda, Insecta, Diptera, Drosophilidae. The record is from RefSeq and is a predicted model, not a curated record. Gene Ontology annotation, molecular function: phosphatidylinositol binding; protein kinase activity; ATP binding. The transcript is spliced from 3 exons. Bases 106 to 2169 code for a protein of 687 amino acids. Gene Ontology annotation, biological process: protein phosphorylation.